This is a messenger RNA of Saccostrea cuccullata (small rock oyster), 1996 nucleotides long. Its product is annotated as cotranscriptional regulator FAM172A-like. Gene Ontology annotation, biological process: regulatory ncRNA-mediated heterochromatin formation. The transcript is spliced from 12 exons. Lineage: Eukaryota; Metazoa; Mollusca; Bivalvia; Ostreida; Ostreidae. Gene Ontology annotation, molecular function: siRNA binding. The record is from RefSeq and is a predicted model, not a curated record. Gene Ontology annotation, cellular component: nucleus. Bases 154 to 1269 code for a protein of 371 amino acids.
CCAGAAAUCUGAGUUUCUUUUUCCAUGAAAGCAUAUAACAGGCAUUUUGAAGCAGGCAUCCUUAUUUUCUUCACCUUUAAUACUUAAGUUCCUAUACCGUCAGUGGGGAUACCAUGCAGUAAGCCAGUAACCCAUGUCUCAAUUCUAGGUCCAAUGGGAAAUUUCUUCAGAAAGCUGAAGGCAUUCCUGAUGGCUGACGCAAAAGAAGAUGAAGGAAAAUAUCAGUACCCAAAAACUUUGGAGGAAUUUGGCUACUACUUUAACAAAGAUGGAAAGUUGAGAGAUGUGAAAACAGAGGAGCCGUUCAAAUUUGUAGUGGAUGAAGACAAUCAUAAAUACAACCAGAAGAGAUAUGAAGCUUUAGGCAAUAUAAUAACUGAAUAUGUGUAUCAAUUACUAGAAGACAAACAUAAUCUAAAGAAAUUCACAAUUCCAGUGGAUGCGGAGCCUGAUGAGCCCACUUCUUUCUUCUACAUGUCUGAGGAUGCCCUCGACAAAGACAAACUUCUGAUCCUGAUUCAUGGCAACGGAGUGGUAAGAGCAGGACAGUGGGCCAGGAGACUGAUCAUUAAUGAUUGUCUGGACUCGGGGACACAGCUUCCUUUCAUUGACUGGGGAAUCAAGGAGGGAUAUGGAGUAAUUGUAGCCAACACUAAUUAUAACAAAGCUAAUGAUGACAACGAUGGUGAGGAAAUCAAGUGCAGUGAAAGUCCAGAGGAUCACAUGGAAUGUGUAUGGAAAAAUUUUGUACAGAAAUCUAAAGCUAGUGCCAUAGGGAUAGUGGCUCACAGUUACGGCGGAGUUGUCACACUUGAUCUGGCUAUUAGCCACAUAGAUGAGUUUUCUAAGCGAGUGUUUGCUGUGGCCUUGACAGACUCGGUCCACAGCUUUAGUCAUCAGAACGGAGAUGAACGGGUCAUCGAGUUCUACAGACAGCGUGGUAAGAACUGGGCCUCGUGUCUGGAUGAGUUAGACACCCCCCUAGAGAGCCAGUCAGAUUUCUGUCCCACGGUGGCAGCAGGUACAGACAAACAUGAAUAUACCAGCUACAGCAGCAUGCAGUCCAUUUUUAAAUUUUUGUCUGAGAAAUACAAAGAAUUGACAGAACCUUCAGAGGAGGAGAAAGAAAAGACAGAAAACUCAGAAAACAUGGCCUCUACAGAGAAAGGUUCAGAAGAGGAAGUGAUGUCACAGGAUGUAACAGCCAGUCAGAUUGAUGUAGAGAUGAACUCACAAAAUCCUGAAGAAAGUAUGAAAGAUGAACUGUGAUUGAUCAUUGAUGACUUGUGUUAAAUAUUUGUGAGAUUUUUUUUUGAGCAUUAAAUUAUAUAAUUAAUUGCAUUGCUUUAUGUUUAGUUUCAUGCAUUUUCAUACUGUGUGAUGUGACAUAACUUUACAUUUUGUCAGGAAUUAUUUGACACUGGCAUUUUUCUUUACAUUUCAGAGCUUAAAAUGGAUGUAUAUAUUAUUACAAAAUACAUUGUGUUUAUUUGAUAAUACAUAUUGUUCUUUAAUAUAGAAGUAUUUAUGUAAAUAUUUGUAAAAAAAAAAAAAAAAAAAAAAAAAAAAAAAAGAGAGAGAGAGAGAGAGAAAAUUUUUGUAUUUAACGAAAAAUAAGUUCUGCUGUUUUUGAGAAAUAGUAUAAUUCUUAAAAUUGAAAAUUAAAUAAUUUAAUUUGAAAAAAAGGAUGAUAACUAAUCUUUAAAGACAAAAAUCAAUACAUCUCUAUUGCUUUUGGAAGUCAUCUGUGUGGUGUACUAUAUUAUCUACACACUUUUUCAAAUGAUUGGAUUGAGAAACAUGCAUGUUAAAUGCAAACCUUUUGUUAAUUCUUGCUUUGUGUCAGGAAUUUUUUUUUAUCAUCUCGUGUCACUUGUGCAGACCGGGGGUCUGAAAUGCAUGAAAUUACUUGUACAUGUAAAUUUUUCCAUGUAUGACCAUUACCAUUACUUUCAUUUUAGAAAGUAAUUAAUAAAAUCAUGAUUACUUUUCUAAA